AUAGUUUGACGAGCUUGAGUUUUCCUUGGGAAUCCUAUGCUUUCGUGAUCCAUGCCCUUGUGGAUCUCCUAGGUGAUUGGGUACAUGCUGUAGCAGCUAUCUAACACAGUAACAGGUUCUGUGACCACUGAGAGCUGAGAGAGGUUGUGUGUGCAUGUCAUUGUACGCUGAUGCCACAAGCUGCGUGGCCGUGUUUACACUUCCCGCUGUCUCAACCCUAGCAUAACCUUCUCCGUUGAUAGUAGGCAGGUGGACAAACGUGGGCGUGAGUCAAGCCAGGGUGGUGACCUACCCUGCAUGGGAGGCACUGCUCUUUUUCAUGUCAGUCGUUGUGUUGUGAAGCCAGUGCUGUGGGGUGAACCGACACAACCCUCAUUGAGUGGCCUUACUUGGGGUUUACAACAAGCUCACCUCACCACACCAAUUCCUUAUCGCCACGGUUGCGCUGAGCAGCUGACACGCUCGACCUGACAUGGAUCCUUCCAUUGCUGCUGGUUUGGUGGCAGCCGGACUGCCAACCACUACUGCCGGGGUUCAGCCCCUCACGGGAGGUAUGGACCCAGCGCUCGCUGCUACCUUGGCUGCCAUGAACCUGGAAGCGGCCGGUGCCUCAGCGGUGUCACCAAACUCCAGCUUUGGAAGCAACUCAUUUACGGCGAGUAGUCUGGACUCGAGCUUCUCUUCCCCACACCUGUUGAACGGUCUUGGAGGGGUGGACGGCCUUCAUGCAAACAAUCCAGGCAUGCUCAAUUCGUCCAUGGGAGCCGGUGGCUUGCAAAUCGGGACCGGAGCAGGCCAGGCGGGUUUUGGUGCAGCGCACCAAGUCAACGCCAUUUCCGCUUCGCACAACGCCGCCGGUCCGCAAAUGAGUGAAAUGCAGAAACAACAGACGAAGCUACAGCUGCAGCAGCACAUGCAGCAGGCACAGAAACUCCAGGCACAGCUGAAGGCAGUCAAGACCCAGCAGCAACACGUCACACAGCAGCUAAGUCAGCAGGAAGCAGCAUUACAGGCUGAAGCAGUCCGAACACAGCAGACCCUUCAGCAGCUUCAGCAGCUGGCCGCCAUUCAAGAGCAGCAAGAGCAGCAGCAGAAGAUCAACGAGACUGCCCAGAUUGUAAUGGCAGUGCACGAGGCACAGCGCAAGAAGAAAGAACAGCAGGAGCUCCAGGCUCAGGCAGCACUACGGCUUCGUCAGCAGCAACUAGCUACAGGGAAUGUACUUGGCGGUGGCCUGCCAGCGGGGAUGGCACAAGCAGCUGGGAUGGGCAUCGGUGGUGUACCAGGUGUUCCAGGUGGUGUUCCCGGAGGCGUUCCAGGUGGUGUUCCGAUGACUGCCGCCGGACUGUUGGCCGCAACACAGCAGCAGCAGCAGCAGCAACAGCAACAACAGCAGCAGCUGCAGGCCAUUCGUCAGCAGCAGCAACAGCAGGCCAUUGUACGGCAGGCUCUGCUCUCCGCUGCUCAGCAGUCUGCAGCCGCAGGUGGACAGGUUCCUGGUGGCAUGAUCAUGCCCCCGAGCUCUCUGCAGCUAGCCGGUGUAGCUGGACAAGGCCUGGACAGUGGUUCUCCAAUGCUGGCUGCGUCCGGCAGCGGUCCCCUUAUGCAAGGCUAUGGCACAAACUCACCAAUGGCCGUUGGUCAGGGUCUGUCAGCGUUCCAGCCGGCCAGUCAACAGCACGCACUCAUACAGCGUGCCAAGGCAGCGCAGGCGGGAGGUGUGCACGUGCCAAACAGUGACUCGCAGAGCAAUCGCUCCGACAGCGGCGACUCCGAAAGCAGCCUGCAGACGUCUAGCACUCGGCAACCAGGUCGCCGUAUCAGUUCGCACAGUAUGGGAUCUCCUCAAAUGAUCUCCAACGAGAUCACACCACCGCGUCGAGUUGCUCUGUCGCCAACAACACCCUCCCCGCCAACGAUCGGUGCUCAGCCAGCUGUUAGCGUAGCUAACUGGCCAGCGCAGGCUCCACAACCCGGGGUGGUGACGACUGACGGACCGUCGGCCCCCACGCCACCCGCAGCUCCUCCCGCACCACCUGCUGCCGGAGGUCCUCCGGCUCCUCCACCGCCCCCGGGUAUGGGAGGCCCGCCUGGACCUCCACCACCCCCGGGUGGGGCAGGUCCGCCCGCACCUCCACCGCCCCCGGGUGCGAGUGCGCCUCCACCAAUGCCUCCUGGCCCGCCACCGCUUGGUCCGCCGCCAACAUUCUCACCAACACCUCCGCCCGAAGACUAACCGCCAGGGAAGCAGCUGUGUUUGAGCCUUCGUUCAUUGUGCUGUUGUCUCUGCCCCCCCCCCCCCCCCCAUACACACACAGUGACACGCACACACACUCUUUUGGAAUUUUCACUUCUUCCUGCAUCUCCCAUUUCUCAAGUAGCUAGCCUGCCAGAUAAUACUAGUGUACAGAGUACAUGCUCAUAAUGAUCAGCACUUCCUCCCUUUUUGCUGACCCUAUUUCAAGUCCAUCCCAUGGCUGACCGGCACGUGGUCCCCUAUGCGAAUGCUGGGCCCCGCGCAACACACCAGCCUGGGUUCUGUGCUGGGGUCGCCCUCUGCGUGGGCGGUAUGCCACUCGGCGUAUUCAACGAUAGACGAACACACACUUCUUGGCAAAUGUGCCACUGGGAUCGACAGAAGGAACACAAACAGUUCUCUUUGCUCGCUCAAAUUUUUUGAUUUAUUAUUGUAAGGAGAAUUGAUAACAUUGACAUGAUAAGUCUAAUAUUUAGCAAUGAUCAAGUUAACCAAGUGCGCUGCUUUUCACACAA
Sycon ciliatum is the source of this 2772-nucleotide messenger RNA. RefSeq names its product mediator of RNA polymerase II transcription subunit 15-like. The record is from RefSeq and is a predicted model, not a curated record. Bases 473 to 2236 code for a protein of 587 amino acids. Lineage: Eukaryota; Metazoa; Porifera; Calcarea; Leucosolenida; Sycettidae. The transcript is spliced from 10 exons.